Aspergillus piperis CBS 112811 is the source of this 625-nucleotide messenger RNA. RefSeq lists its product as uncharacterized. Lineage: Eukaryota; Fungi; Ascomycota; Eurotiomycetes; Eurotiales; Aspergillaceae. Bases 162 to 380 code for a protein of 72 amino acids. The record is from RefSeq and is a predicted model, not a curated record. The transcript has a single exon.
AUCUACCUAUCUUUACCCCUUUCCCCUAAGAUACAAAGUUUAGUUAACUUAUCUCUCUCUACCCAAGUUACAUACUAAAGUAGUCAGUAAACAAGCUCCUAACUAUCUUUCUUGACUUCUUUCUUUCUGUAGUCAUCUGCAGUGAAACAAAACACCCCCCAAUGCCCAAGCUCUCUCGAGUCAGCCAACUCAACCAACCAUACAUAGUUAAAAGUAGACUACUAGUGAUCCAGCUGAAACGUGCCAGGACCCUCCUGGUUUGCUUUACCCCUGUCUCAUCAUCAUUAUCACACCCCCUCAUACAUACAUUGAAAAUAGAAUCCUACCUUCCCCUCCCCUACUCCAUGAGCCAAAACCGCUCUACUACAUGCGUUCGUUGAUCCGGAUGACUCUUACCGGGAUAGCCGAUGAACAUUGAUGAUCCUUACUAUUAAUCUAUUUUAGGAGGGGGGUGUUGUGCCGUGGGACGGAACUGUUAUUAGCGAACAAACAGCGAACUGGAGUAGCCUGAGUAAAAUGUUCUAUAAAUAAAUAAAUAGCAGGAUAGCCGGGGUACUGCAGUGGUUAGUAGUAGUAUUGAAGAAGAGCUAAACUGCAGUGCAGUGCAGUGCAAUUUACCCCAUAA